GCUUCCGGUGUCAUACACAGUGCUAGCGACAGGGUAGCGGCUACAUCAUCUUCAGAGAAAGUGAAAUACCAUCUCACAGGGGGAAGAGCAGUUCCACUAUCUAUGUCAACAUGUAUUUCCUUUAGUAACCUGGUGGCGAGCCCGAUGCGUGGGGAGGAUACACUUUGAGUCCCAUGCUCUGAACCUUGUUCUUAUCCCCCUCUUGCUGCGGGUCAGAUGGUAUUUCCCACACUUCUCUGAAGAGGAUCUAGACGGCGACGCUGCUACCAUAGCAAUAGCAGCGGUCAGUCACCCUGCGCUGCCUGUCACUGUGUCUGUGUGCACAGUUACUGCGACAUGGCGGUAGCGUGCCUGGUGCAGAAGAACAGGAGAGCGACCCUGGAGCGGGUGGAGAAAUUCAUCUCCGAGCUGUACUUCACUGACUGCAAUCUGCGGGGAAAGUUAUUUGGAGCAACAUGUCCUCUAGAUUCUCUCUCCUGCUUUCUAACAGAGGAGCGUAUCCCCUAUGAUAGUGCAGUGACAAGAGUGUUUCAUACAGCACAGGUUGGACAAACCUUUGGCCCUACAUGGUGGACAUGUUGGUUCAAAGUGCAGCUGAGUAUCCCUAAGGAAUGGUCAGGACAGGAAGUCCACCUGAUAUGGGAAAGUGAUGGUGAGGGAUUGGUGUGGAAGGAUGGUGUGCCUGUGCAGGGUUUAACAAAGGAGGGUGAGAAAACCAGCUACAUAUUAACCAGUGAAUUGAAAGCUGGUGAUCCUCACAGUAUGACUCUGUACAUUGAGAUGGCCUGCAAUAGUCUCUUUGGUGCCGGUCAGGGAGGGAUGAUUGCUCCUGUCGAUCCGCAUAAAACAUUUACUCUGCAAAAGGCUGAACUUGCCAUUUUCCACCGAGAUGUAGAAGAGCUAAUUCUGGAUUUUGAAGUUUUAUAUUCUAUGGCUAAGUUACUUGGUGAAGAUAAUCAAAGAAGCUUUCAGGCUCUGUACGUAGCCAAUCAAAUGGUCAAUUUGUGUGAUGUCAAUGAUCCUGGAACAUUUGCUGCUGUCCGCAAGUUAUCUUCCACAUUCUUCAAUCAAAAGAAUGGUGACAGCCAACACAUUGUUCAUGCUGUCGGGCACUGCCACAUUGACUCCGCUUGGUUAUGGACAUAUGAAGAAACCAUUCGAAAAUGUGCUCGCAGCUGGGUUACUGCAGUGCAACUAAUGGCUAAGAAUCCAGAUUUCACUUUUACAUGCUCUCAGGCUCAGCAACUGGAAUGGGUAAAAAUACAUUAUCCCGGAUUAUAUUUGCAAAUCAAGGAGUUUGCCCAGAUUGGCCAGUUCAUACCUGUUGGUGGCACAUGGGUGGAAAUGGAUGGAAACCUUCCCAGUGGGGAGUCCAUGGUGCGCCAGUUCCUGCAUGGACAGCUCUUCUUCCAGCAGGAGUUUGGGAAGCUGUGCUCGGAGUUCUGGUUACCGGACACAUUCGGCUAUUCUGCUCAGCUGCCCCAAUUAAUGAAUGGUUGUGGGAUCCAUCGCUUCCUCACUCAGAAGCUCAGUUGGAGUCUGGUCAAUGCUUUCCCUCAUCAUACAUUCCACUGGGCCGGCAUCGAUGGAUCUACAGUCCUGGCACAUUUUCCUCCAGGUGAUUCGUAUGGAAUGAAGGGCACAGUGGAAGAGAUGCUUAAAACUAUGAAGAACAACCGGGAUAAAGGUCGAGUCAACUGCAGUAUUGUCCUAUAUGGCUAUGGGGAUGGCGGCGGGGGCCCUACUGGCAAGAUGUUGGGAAGAUUUAGAAGGAUGGAGGAUACAGAUGGUCUGCCCAAAGUACAGCUAUCUACUCCUGACCGAUUUUUCUCUGCUCUGGAGUCAGACACUUCUCAGCUCUGCACCUGGGUGGGAGAACUCUUUCUUGAGCUGCACAAUGGCACCUACACAACACAAGCACAGUUUAAGAAAGGGAACCGGCAGUGUGAGCAGUUACUGCACAAUGUGGAAUUCCUCAGCUCUAUUGCCCUGGCCCAUGAAGAGAGUUUCAUGUAUCCGGCUGAUAAGCUUCAGCAUCUGUGGAGGUUACUUCUGUUGAAUCAAUUUCAUGAUGUAUUACCAGGGAGCUGUAUACAGCAAGUGGUUGAGGAUGCUAUUGGGUACUAUGAGGAAAUCCGAACAGAAGGAGCCAAACUUCUCAGUCAGUCUUUGCAGGCAUUGCUGCAAGCUGUUUCCCUUCCUCAGCCUACAACCAGUCAUUCAUUCACUGUAAUAAACACUUUGCCUUGGGCGCGUACAGAGGUUAUUUCUAUACCAGGGCCGUCAGGAGAGCAGACCUUGGGUCUGGUGAAAGUGCCCAGUAUGGGCUAUGUUGUGCGACCAGAACAUGUGAGUCCCAUUCAUCCUGUCACAGUAGUCAUGCAGGAUGAUGGUUCUGUAACCAUGGAAAAUGGGGUCCUGUGCGCCAGCAUAGAUUCCAUGGGACGUUUGACAUCACUAAAACUCCUAUCCUGUAACAGAGAGUGUAUCCCUAAAGCCUGUUAUGGGAACCAGUUUGUGAUGUUUGAUGAUAUUCCCUUAUACUGGGAUGCUUGGGAUGUGAUGGAUUAUCACCUGGAGACCAGGAGACCUGUAUCGGAUGUCUUGAAGAAACUAGAGAUCAGUAGCAGUGGGGGGAUGAGAGGAGUUGUCACGUUCUCUGUGAAAAUCAGUGGCAAUAGUACUAUCCUGCAGGAAAUAAUACUAGAAGCUUCAAGCCCAUACAUCCGAUUUAACACGAAGGUAAUUUGGAAGGAAGCCCAUAAGUUCCUGAAAGUUGAGUUCCCGACCACGGUUCACAGUACCAAUGCGACUUAUGAGAUUCAAUUUGGACACCUGCAAAGACCGACACACCGCAAUACGUCCUGGGACUGGGCCCGAUAUGAGGUUUGGGCUCACCGCUGGAUGGACCUGUCAGAGUUUGGCUUUGGAGUGGCUGUGCUAAAUGACUGUAAAUAUGGUUGCUCAGUACUUGGAAAUGUUCUGAGCCUUUCCUUACUAAGAGCCCCAAAGUCCCCAGAUGCAACUGCUGAUAUUGGUCAGCAUGAGUUUUCCUACGCACUCCUGCCCCAUGAGAGUUCAUUUCAGGAAGCUGGAGUAAUUCAGAGUGCAUACAACUUCUGUUUUCCCCUUCUCACCGCCUCCUCUCUGCUUACUGAGCCUCGCAAAUGGAGUGCCUUUACUGUCCUGUCUCCAGCAGUUGUCCUGGAAACUGUCAAAAAGGCAGAGAAGCAGCCAGACGCCCUUGUACUCCGAUUGUAUGAGGCUUACGGCAGCACUGUGGACACAUGGCUGAAGACAUCACUCCCGGUGAAAGAGGUUUUCUUGUGUGACCUCCUAGAACGUCCAAGUGACAGACAGACCAUUAUUUUGGAGGACCAGGGUCUGAAACUUUCUUUUACUCCAUUUAAGGUGCUCUCUGUUCUCCUAGUCCUGCAGAGGUAGCUUCCUCUGAGUGCCGCACACAGGGGGUAAUUCCAAGUUGAUCGCAGCAGCAUUUUUGUUAGCAAU
This is a messenger RNA of Pseudophryne corroboree (corroboree frog), 3510 nucleotides long. RefSeq names its product mannosidase alpha class 2C member 1 (gene MAN2C1). Gene Ontology annotation, biological process: oligosaccharide catabolic process; mannose metabolic process. The transcript has 26 exons. The coding region runs from base 337 to 3444 and encodes 1035 amino acids. NCBI's taxonomy places the organism in Eukaryota, Metazoa, Chordata, Amphibia, Anura, Myobatrachidae. The record is from RefSeq and is a predicted model, not a curated record. Gene Ontology annotation, molecular function: carbohydrate binding; alpha-mannosidase activity.